GCACUUUUUACGAAUGUCAAUGCUAAAACCUGUUUUGAUGGAUAGUUUCACCCUAAUUAUAGCUCAAAUAUUCAAAUUUACUCCCCUGCGAGUGUGCCAAACCGCGCAUGAUAAAAUUCCGGGAUCUAAAUUGGUCAAAUUAUCAAAUCGGUCAAAUCUUGGCAAAUUAUCAACAAAUCAAUUUGUUUAUAUUUGCAGUAUCUUUCAAAUAUAACUGUACAUUUGGCUUAACCUCAAUUUCAACCUUGCCUUUGACAGAAAACAGAAUCAGGUACUAACCUGGCACUGAAAAAACCUCGAGGUUCUAUGUUUUCUUCGCUCCUUCAUCUCAUCCUAGAGAGUAUUACAGUUUGGAAAAGUAUUCAUUUGAUUUGGAUAAGGAGAGUAUUGGCUGCAUGAAGAUGAAAGAUACUUAACACGUUUGUAGUCCUCAGAAAAGGUUCACACAUUUAAAUGCACAUCUUAAACCCCGAGAGGAACAUAAAGUGAGAGAAUGAUUAAAGAUUAGGCCCAAACCUUUGUCCAAAAUAUUUUUGUUUUGACGAAAGCUUACUCCUUGCGUCACCGUGCUCAGAAACAUCUAUACCUGAGUGGAAAAAUUGAGCCACGUUGCCGCUAAUUAAUCGCAUUCUUUGACAGGUUUAAGCCUCAUAUCCAAAUAAAACUCUUUAUCAUGACUAUUCAAGAUCUUUAAAAUUAACUGAAAAAGUAUCUUUGUGAUCAUAUUCUAUUCUAUUGAUAAUGUUUUGAUUAAGGGCAGCUAGAAACAAGGAGAAAAAUUGGCACAUUUUGAAAGGUGAUCCAAGAACAUCCAGAAGACCUGGUCUGUGACCUGUGCUGCGAACAACAACAACGAUUAGGGAAGCACACAUGAAGUACUUGAGGUUCUCAGGAAGUUCUUCGUCGAAAAAGGAUAACAGAAAAACACAAACAGAAAAAAACAAGAAUACAGGAUAAGAAAGCUCUCCUGUUAUAGAAUGGUUUGCGAUAAAUGUCAGAAAAAGCUGGGAAAAAUUGCCACUCCAGACCCUUGGAAAUCUGGUGCUAGGAAUACUGCAGCAUCAGGUGGCACAAAGCUCGGCUCCAACAAGCUUCUUUCAAAGAAAGGAAGAUUCAACCCGUACGGCCAGUUUAAUAAAUGCAAGAUAUGCAAACAAAGCGUGCAUCAAGCUGGAUCACAUUAUUGCCAAGGAUGUGCAUAUAAAAAAGGUAUAUGUGCCAUGUGUGGUAAGCAGGUUCUGGACACUAAAGAUUAUAGACAGUCGUCUACCUAGAUUGCCAUCAGAGCAGUGAUGGAAUCUAAAAUCUCAGUCUGUCUUUUGUCUCCUUGGAUAGAAAGCCCAAACAGAGAUGCACAGGAAAAGAGCCCAGUCAGUUACUUGCUACCUACUUGAGCAACAGAAUUCCUGGGUGAAAUUUUCAAUUAUGAUGAAAGCAUCCGUAAAUAUAUGAAAAAUAUCACACAUUAAGAUGAGCCGCUAACUAAAGACUCAGGUUCAAGGCAUCUCAAAUAUUUAAAUACAUGCUUAACUGCUUAUAGAAGCAAGACAAUUUCAGUUUUAAUUCCUAUUCAUGUAAUCCUUGUGGGGAAGCUUCUUGACAAUAGUUGUACAGGUUUCUUCGAUGUGAAAAUGGCGUAUUCAUCGAUUUGUUUUCUUUUUCAUGUUAGACUUUUUAGAUUGGAUAAUUAUUGCCAUUUUUAUAAAGUAUUAAAUAUUA
Molecule: messenger RNA, 1719 nt
Organism: Rhopilema esculentum
Lineage: Eukaryota; Metazoa; Cnidaria; Scyphozoa; Rhizostomeae; Rhizostomatidae
Product: cysteine-rich PDZ-binding protein
Biological process (GO): cytoplasmic microtubule organization
Cellular component (GO): dendrite
Molecular function (GO): microtubule binding; PDZ domain binding
Source: RefSeq, a predicted model, not a curated record